UGGACUUUCAGUUAAAAACGAGGCAUUUCAAACAUGUUGGAGAAUAACACUGACAGUUUCUGUAAAGUUCUAGGAGUUUGGAACAAAGCGUUGAAUGUUCUGAACUGUGUGAUAGCUUUAGAUAGCACCAGCUCCAGCACAAAAGUAACAGUUUUGCAAGAAAGUAUCAUUGUUACCCAGCAUGGACGGAGGGCAAAAUUCAAUCUUCCAAACAUCUCCGUAUUACCAUACUCCUGCAGGGGGCUCAAGUUACAUGAACACUCUGGAGAAAUUGAGUUUAGCUUUGAAGGCUCUCACCAUAAUUUGAGGUCACAAGAAAAUGAAAUGACACAGAAGAAGUACUCUCGGCAAACAGAGAUGGUGGACCGUAUCAGUCACCUACAGAACAGAUGGUUUUGUGCAACUUGUCAGCAGAAAAUCCUCUCAGAUCUGUGUCACUUCAACAGAGUCCUGCCUCUACCAUCUGAAAAUUGGUCAGACCUCGCUGACAUUUGGUUUUGUCAUAACCAUUCUAAGGUCACAGCUAGCUCUGAAAAGACUGGUGAUGUAAAUACAAACACCUGCAACUCAACAAAUGGUGUUGUCCCUGGUAACAUGAAGCAGAAACUAUUACCGGGCAACAAGGAAUGUUUUGUUGGGGAAACAUAUGUGCUGGUUGCUAGGCGAUACGUUGCUAAGGGAAGUGUCAAGGUCACUGCAGCAGGGGAGGUCACUUGUUUCAGGUGUAAAAGGCAGCUUGGGGUUGCUAUGGACACAGAUAAAGAUGAGUACAGUCAAGUGAUUAAAUUCUUCCUGCAUACAUUCUUCAUCAAAGAUUUCUCCCGUGAAAGCUUGACAAACACAGCUAGUAUAGGACACAGAGUUGACCUGGAUGGCUACUUCAGCAACCUCAUUCUGGAGCAGAGCCAGUCGUACAGCAGCUUCCGGUUUCUUAUGGAGUCAGAACCCGAUACACAGGGGAAAUCGACCUGCCUGCUUUGGUUGUUGGACUCUUGUGUGAGGAUGUAUACAUCAGCCAUACAGGUCAAGGGAGAAGAAGGGAUACUGGAGGAGAGAAAUGUUGUCAAGUUUAUGUUCAAGUGCCAGCUGGCAACAUCUAAUUCUGAUAGACCAGUUGACUAUGUGACCAAGUCCAUCGUGUCAAUGUGGAGACGAGACGACACAGUCCACGGUGUAACAUUACCCCACCAGGUGUUUUUGCAGCUAGUUCAGCUUCUUGUACAUAACUGUAAGGUGCUGCCACAGUCUCAGAGGUUUCUUAAUGGCUUUCAUGUAAGCUUCCUUAAGCUAGAAUCACCAACCUGAAGACGUUUCCUGAGAAAAGAUGGAUGUCCGGAUAAACACUGACGAGUCGUGGAUCUGAGCAUUCAAAAAAGGCAGUUGCAGGAAUGGCUUAUAACUAGAGAUGCCACUUCCAACAGUUGCAUAUGAAGAUGAAAUGUAGAACAUUCUGCUCAGUAACUUUUUGUAUGGAAGUCUGAUUUCAUACAAGUGUCAAAAUAUAGAUAAACCCGAGCCAUUCGGGUUUGAUUUUUUUCCUGAAAUGUUUCAUAUACAGUUGCUGUAAAACAAAUUCUUAAACUUUCUAUACUAUUAUAAGUGCAAUGAGUUUAUGUGUUCAUUCUGUUGUCUUGUUUUUGAUAAAAAUAUUAAACAAAAUUCCCCAAAUGGAUCAAAUAUC
Messenger RNA from Mya arenaria, 1681 nucleotides. RefSeq names its product E3 ubiquitin-protein ligase E3D-like. The transcript is spliced from 10 exons. The record is from RefSeq and is a predicted model, not a curated record. Gene Ontology annotation, biological process: protein polyubiquitination; proteasome-mediated ubiquitin-dependent protein catabolic process; protein autoubiquitination. Gene Ontology annotation, cellular component: ubiquitin ligase complex; cytosol; nucleus. Gene Ontology annotation, molecular function: ubiquitin conjugating enzyme binding; ubiquitin protein ligase activity; cyclin binding. NCBI's taxonomy places the organism in Eukaryota, Metazoa, Mollusca, Bivalvia, Myida, Myidae. Bases 34 to 1305 code for a protein of 423 amino acids.